ACUUCACAGCUUUCAAAGAAUAUUUCCCUCAUGUACUUCAAAUACAAUAACAACAGCUGAACUGCCAUGGACUUACUGUACAUGUUUAUCCCAGAAGAUGGCGUGAAGAUGACUUAAAAAUAUAUAUAUUUUUUCCCGGGCUAUUCUUCGCAGAUCUUUCAAAUGUUUAUCUUUUUGAUAGGCUAGUUCAUCAGUGGCACUACUGACUUACGGCAUUAUUUUAAUGCACCUUGGUGGACUAUUGCGUAUGAAUCACGGGCAAGAGAACACCACUACUGAACACAAAGCUUAUGAAGUGACAGGCUAAUGAAUGCAUUUCAGUCAAUGGAUUUUUAUAUUUAGCUUUCUGUGACGCUCUAUCAGCCAACUGCAAGCAGAGUCGAGAAGAACAAGCAGGACCGAAUGCGCUGUGUUGCCUGUCAUUUUGGUGUUCUCAAAGAGGAAAUCGGAGACAUUUUAAGUCAAGAAGGAAAAACUUGGAUCAUUUUGUGAGAACUCGCAUACAUGUAAUGUGGUGAGGGCGUUGUGGAAUAACGCAAAUAGGCCUAUACAAACUGGUCGGAAAAUGAUGGCCGGUGGAGCAGUUGAGCAAAACGGGAUAUUCUUGAAUCCUCUUCAUCACAAUCAACAGCCCUACAUGGAGUCAGAUCCCCCCGACUCUCGUAAACGACCACUAACUCCGACGGAGGAGGACUGUUGUACCAAGCGCACAAACACGGGAGAGGAGGGUGAGUACUUCCUGAAGGUGCUGAUCCCCAGCUAUGCAGCUGGCUCUAUAAUUGGCAAGGGUGGCCAGACCAUCGUACAGCUGCAGAAAGAGACGGGCGCCACCAUCAAGCUGUCCAAAUCCAAAGACUUCUACCCAGGAACCACAGAGCGGGUGUGUCUGAUACAGGGUACGGUCGAGGCGCUAAAUGGUGUCCACAGCUUCAUUGCGGAGAAAGUCCGCGAGAUGCCCCAGAGCGCCCAGAAAACAGAGCCAGUCAGCAUACUGCAACCGCAGACCACUGUCAACCCCGAUCGCGUCAAACAGGCUAAGUUAAUAGUGCCCAACAGCACGGCUGGGCUGAUCAUCGGUAAGGGCGGGGCCACAGUCAAGGCGGUGAUGGAGCAGUCGGGUGCCUGGGUCCAGCUGUCCCAGAAGCCUGAAGGCAUCAACCUGCAGGAGCGCGUGGUCACGAUCAGCGGGGAGCCCGAGCAGAACCGUAAAGCUGUGGAGAUCAUUGUGCAGAAGAUCCAGGAGGACCCUCAGAGCAGCAGCUGCCUCAACAUCAGUUACUCCAACAUCUCAGGCCCCGUGGCCAACUCCAACCCCACCGGUUCCCCCUACGCCAACUCGGCUGAGGUCCUUCCCAACGCCGCUGCGGCUGCUGCCACUGCCUCCAGCCUUCUAGGCCAGGCCGGCCUGGCAGGAAUGGGCGGCUUCCCGGGAACCAUGUCCAGCUUCUCUGGCAAUGACCUGCUGGCCAUCACCUCGGCCCUCAACACACUGGCCAGCUAUGGCUACAACACCAACACCCUGGGCCUGGGCCUCAACCCCGCCGCUGCCUCCGGGGUCCUCGCCGCCGUGGCUGCUAGUGCUAACCCAGCUGCUGCUGCUGCCGCUAACCUCCUGGCCUCCUAUGCCAGCGAUGCCUCUGGCUCCGGCCAUCCUGCUGUUGGCCUGGGGGGCUUCUCCCUGGGGUCGCUGGCCGCCGCCACAGGGGCCUCCAACGGCUACCUGAAUGCCUCGUCCCCACUGAUGGCUUCCUCCCUGCUGGCCGCAGAGAAGCUGGGAGAAGGGGCCAAGGACGUGGUGGAGAUUGCUGUGCCCGAGAAUCUGGUGGGCGCCAUCCUGGGGAAAGGCGGGAAAACGCUGGUUGAGUACCAGGAGCUGACGGGAGCUCGUAUCCAGAUCUCCAAAAAGGGAGAGUUCAUACCUGGCACGCGGAACCGUAAAGUUACCAUAACAGGGUCACCCGCGGCAACGCAAGCCGCCCAGUAUCUGAUCAGCCAGAGGAUCACGUAUGAGCAGGGUGUGCGUGCCACCAACCCACAGAAGGUGGGCUAAAUGGGGGAAAAAGGAUGUAAUAAAGGAAAGAUGGAGACAGAGAAAAGUAAGGGAAUCAAGGGUCACGGAGAGGGGAAAAAACGUCCAAAUAUCCAUUCAAUAUUUCAGUAUUAAAAAGAGAAGGUGACAAAGAAGGAGGUGAGGCAGAGAGAAAACCGGGAUACGUGUGUGUGAUAUGUGAUUGUGUUUUUAGGACUGAGGUUGUGAUGUUUUUUAAAAGUGGUGUCGAGUCCUUUUGAUGACGAGUAAAGCUGAACUGGUCCACUGCCAAGCAGCAGAGUCAGGGGUGAGUCCACACGAUUUCACCCCCUUCAAAAACCUCACAGCUGGGUUUGUUUUUGGAUUUCGUUCUCUUCCGAUUUUCUUUUCUUUGGCUGUGUUGAUUUUUCAGCUUCAGUUGUAGAUCUCCGCUCCCGGUGAGUUGAGGUUCCGGACAGGCUUAAAGAGCAGAGAUAGCGUUUUGCUCAUGCCUUUUUGCUUUGAUGUUAACCUCGCUCCAUGUGAACAAAGCAAAAGGCCUUGUUUACAUGAGAGAGGUAAAAUGACGAGCACCAGAGGUCAUCCAAUACCAUUUGGCAACCAUUUUAAUCUAAAUUCUUAAUGGAUAUCAGAAUAUUAAUGACAUGCCACUGUAUGGUUCAUAUCAAAAUUGAGGUUUUAACAAUUUGGUUGUUAUCCUUUUUAUUUUCCUCAAUUAUUUAUUGAAAUAUGGUCUCAUUCAAACACACAUAUAGAUGAUUUAAACCUGUGAAUUCGGGUUAAUAUGAAUGUAAAGACAUUAUUAUUGUUAUUUUGUUAUUAACGAGGAUCAAAUUUUGAGUUGCAGUGACAGAUAUGUAUAGUUUUCACCCAGAACUGCACAGGACUAGUGUAGAUCAGGGGUCAAACGUUCAAUGUGAGAGGAUAGAGACACGCAGGAAUGUACACAUACACAGGAACAGACACACAUUCAUACAUGUUUACCGCCACCCACAUACACACCACUUUUGGUGCUACGAAAACAUAACUACAGAUCUCUAGGCCUAUAUUACCUGUAUCACCUAAAUUGAAAAUCCCUUUGGAGAUUGCUCUCCCUCUCCUUGAUUGUAAGAUGCCAAGCAUUGUUCACUUAUCUGUAGUUUACGGGAUCUAGUUCUGCCUUUAUGUAAGCGAAGACUGGAUUUCAUGCUAUGUUGAAGGUCAGUCUUAAUAUUUGACCCCACUAGUUCUCCUUCAGCUGCCAUGGCAAACUGUAUCGUGUACCACCGUGGACAGUUUAGAUAACGUAGUUACUGAUUAAAAAUUAUUUUUAUCCUAUUGUCAUGAAUUAGCCCGGUACUUUGAGUUCGCCAGCCAAUAUUGCGCCUUGGGACAUGCUCCUAUGUAGAAAUUUGAAUACUCCCCCAUGGGACGGAGCAUCAUACCCGAGAGGGAAGACAGCACUAUACAGAGCUUGGUAUCUUACAUUACCUUUUCAAUUGAAGAAUCUAACCGGAAGAGUCCCGAAGGGAACAAAGCACUACAAAGCAGUCUUGUUAAGAAAAGCAGUAUUGAACGUUAUCUGUGAGCGAGGAGAUGAUUGCUUUAUAUCAGAAUGGCUGGUAGUCAAGAGAGACACUAAUGAGAAAGAAAUUGACUCACCAUGAAACAUUUGGAGUUUUCUGUGAACCAUUUUUCUCAACCAGAGUCAAUACCAAUAUGGAGUCAAGCAGUUUAUGCAGGUGGUUAGUCCAACCUGUUAUCUUGCCUAAAGCAGACAUUGACGCUAGCUUACAUUGGCAGUAGUGCAUAAUGCGUUGCCCAAACAUUUAUCUGACAUUCUGUAAGGAUAAUUGUUUGGCAAAACGCAGGGAGGGUAAUUGUCUUCUAGAACAUUCUCAAACACAAAGAUUAACCUUGCUUGCUUCUGCGCUGCUAUCCAUUGGUUUUCAUCCGAGUACACUGGGUCUCUUAUGACUGCACUGUGAGACACAACAAAGACACAACGCAAAGUGUGUCUGUCCCUUCUUGAGCCAAGGGAUCAUAUUUUGAAGUACAUAUCCAGGAUAUAGGCCUACAGCUGGUGCACUUACAUCGCAUGUUCUAGAGCAGGGAUGGGCCACACCAAUCCUCGGGGGCUUCUUCCCCAUCCCUAGCAAACACAGCUGAUAAAACUAAUUACAUUGUAAACUGAAGAUCAUGAUUAGUUGAUUAUUGGAGUCAGGUGUGUUAGCUGGGACAAAAGUGUGACACCAAUCAGGCCCCAGAGGACAGGAGUUGCCCAUCCCUGUUCUAGAGCAAAACCAGCUGAGCAGCGAGAUAAGGAACAGUUCCACAAGAACAUCCAUAAUGUGAUGUCUUGGAGAUAUUUUGGUUUACCAAUAAUAUUGCACAACAGAGAGCUGCUACUGGAGGUUUUUUCUACUGAUCAGUCCAGAGUCAUCAGUCAACCAUAGUGUCUUUUAUUAAGGUCUGUGCUAACCGGGAUCCUUGGCAUGUCCCUAACCCAUUGAAGUUGAAAUAAAAAAUGGUAAGGGUUAAGGUAAGUGUAGGGGUUAGGGUAGGGACAUCCCAAGGAUCCCGAAUAGCAAUGACCCUUUUAUUAACCCAAAUGACUCCUAUGACAUUUAUUUUUCUCCAUUGCAGUCCCUGUAUCCUAUUCUGACCCUCUUUUCCAUUUCACAAAUGUAUCCAUAGACUUAUGUAACCAGAGCUCUGGGAUCGGCUUCCAAUAAUACAGGACCGGGAACGAUAGUGUCAGAGAAAGAAACAGCAGCACUCCCUUUUCAGUGAAAUGACGAGGCUCCUUCUUGAGACAGAAUUGACCUUUACCCCACCUUACUAACAACUCUAUGUUUGAGCGCUCCGCAUGGCACCAGCCACGAGCCCCAUUACCUUGACUCACUGAAUACACGUUUCUCUUUCAUUGUAUUUCUGACAGGAUGUGCUGUGACUUUUAAUAGUAGUCAACGGCACACUAGUUACUUGAAAUGAAAUGGCACUCCAGUUAAAAUAUCUGUAACUUCUUUCACCUGUGGGGUUCAAAACCUUCAUAUUUUAGCCCUAACCUCACAACAUUUUAAUGCUGAUUUAAAAUACAAGCACAAAUCAAGGUGGAUUUAAUAAUAGAAGCAAUGCAACUACGCUUGGUUUAGAGAGAGACUACUCCAGAGCUGUCUGAUUUGUACACUGUACCAACCCCUCUCUCUCCAUUCAUUACUUUUCCUCCUCUUUCUUUAGACAUUUCCCCACCCUACAUAUGCUCUUUUUGGUCUAUUUUAAAGCUCCUAUAUAGAGAUUACCUUUUCUCUCUCCUCUGCACUGCUCCCCUCUCUCUCAUUCUUUCUGUCUUUACUACUCAUAGGCGCUGACAUCUGGGAGUUGCAGGGAGUGCCGAAGUGAUUGAAAGGAGUUAUGCACUAUAGGUCAUAAGGGUAUGCAAAUAUUUUCACAGCCCAUAGAGUUCACCAGUCAAAAAUGCACAGAUAUCACCUGCCUCCAAACUGUGACAACCCACAAGACCAACCAGCAACAUUGGUUCAAACUUCGGUAUCAAAUUCCCCACUAAAAGAAGAACACGUAGGAUUUAGACAGGCUUACACCGUGAUCUAUGACCUUCUAGGGGAAGGGAAAGCAAAAUAGGAAGGCGAAUCUUGGUUGAAUGAGAAAAUGUCUGUUGGUUGACCAAACAGAGCUUCUAUUUCAGCCUCAUAACAAAAGAAAGCAGGAGUUUAUUAAAAAAAAGUAAAUGAGAGAGAGAGAGAAAGGUGGGAACUCGUUCGUGACCUCAUGCUGAAACAGUGACAUCCUUUAUGCAUAUCCUCUUAUCUGAAAAAUGACUAGAAAUUCAUUUCUGUGGAAUAUGUCAUGUCAACAUGAUCUAUAUGUACUUAAUUGUAGCUAUUCUAGUUUGUAGUCCAAAUGCAGUCCAGCGUCGUCGAUACAAUGUGAAACUCUAUGUUAUCUUUGUGUGGAUGAUGAAGAGUGCCAACUAACCCUGAUUAAGAUUAGCUUUGCGAUUUGUUUGUGCAUUACGAUGACUCAUCAUCGACAGGUGGCGUUCAUAUUUCUGUUAUUGAUGAUUUAGUUUGACCGUAAGAAAAAUUUAAAGAAUAUUGGAAGCAAUAUAGUAGCAUGUUGUCCUGUUUUGUGUUUUUAUUAUGUCUAUUGUAUGAACCUUUGAAAUUACUAAGAUUUUGAAUGAAUAGGUUUACAUGUACUUUUUGUAAGUUAUGAAAAUGCUGCUAUUUGAUAAGUAAAAUAUAAAAAAAUAUUUUAGUUGAAAAUAUGUCUGGUCUGUUGAUAAGAAACAUGCUCUAAAAGACAGGGGCGUAAAACGAGGUGUAUAGAAUACUAUACAGUAUUGGUAAGAUAGUAACAGUAAUAAUUGUACCUGUGCCAAACUAGACCUCUGCAGCUUCUGAAAUUGUAGAUGUGCGAUCAAAUGUUAGAUAUCAAUAACUUGUUUAGAAGUGCUGAUCAAGUGCCAAUCAAACAAUGUUUUUCAGUUAAGAAAAGAUAAUCGUGUACAUUACUUCAGAAAACGAUGGACAAAUAACUAUUUUGUGCAUUGUUUUACCCCAUAGCUACAUAGAGUAAGAGAUAAAGAUUGUGAUUUUUAUGGAUCCAUGUUGUUUUACACUCCAUGCAUCCCCUGUGUGUUCGUUUGACCUGUGGCUUAAGCACUGCUGUUUUUCACAAAUGUCUCUAUAGGCCAGCAUGGACUAAGCAUAACAUGUUAUAAGCAUUCAUAACAUAGUCAUUAACAAUCAGACAAAAUGUGUUUCGUGGAGUUAGGUGUUAUCUUUUUGCACGUCUUCUAUUGCAUGGUAUCAAAGUGAAAAAUUGAGGGAGAAAACUAAAUGGAAAAAAAUAAUUUCUCGCAACAUUCAAAGACAUAAAGUUGCAUGCAGUCAGUUGUAGAACACCUAAGUUAAAAUCACCUCAUAUUUAAAAUGUUUCAUGUCGUAAGUUGGGAGGGAGCCCAUUAUUGUCAUGUUGGCCCAAAUACAACACAUUUCAGAUCAAAUUCUCAUACAGUCCAUCUCUUUAUAUUCUAACAGACCAGGUUUUAUUUUCUUAAGGUACCAUAAGGAGUAUUACAAAUGUGAAACAAGCAAACGCGAAAAUGUUAUUCAGUGUUAUUCUUGAGUUUUGCUUUCUAGAAUACCAGGCAUUUUUUAAAUCAGGUUAAACCUCACAAAACCUGUGUAAUAUUUUUUAAAGAUUUUUUGUACCACAGUUUGAAUGCCCAAAUCUAAUCUAUGAAUGUAAUCCCAUUUGCUAAUUUUUUCAGUUGAAUGUUUAUCAGUCUUUUAAUGUGAAUUCAGGGCUGGAAUUUCAACUACAUGUAGAGUUAAGAUAUUAUGUCAAGAACCAAUUUCAGCUAUAGUCAGGUAGGCCAUAGUCAUAACCCAGAUAUGUUUUAACAACACUUCCAAUUCACUGUCAACAUUGUCCUGUUUGUUUGGUGUUGCAUAAAUGCACUUUACUGAUCAAUGGGUCAUACCUUUUUACAAAAUUCCAUCUCCUGUUAUUGGAUGUGAAACAAAGCAAACCAUGUUAACGUUCAGCCGUUUUUGUCAUUCUUUGCUGUUGCUCUGAUAUUGUUUGUUGAGGGGGUUUUUUCUGAUCUUUUUGGGUCUCUGUGUAUCAGACUUCUCUGAAAAGGUGGCACCCGAGUCCACAUAAUAUGGUUUAUCCAUUUCCUUUUGAAAAUAUUUGUGUAAAUCACAAUGAGCGAAUCUUCUUUAAAAGAGGGAGAGGGAAUUUAGAGUGGAGCUGUUCCAUCUUGUCAUGUUGCAUUCUGCUGCCUUGAAGUCUAGAGGGCGGAAGUAUUUUUAUGAACAAAUUGGCAUUGAAAGCACGGUAAACCUCAUACAAUGUCUCUAUGUGGUGUUAUCAGAGAGUACAUGUUUGUUACGUUACAGAAUGCAAUCCCAAGGUCUUGCUGAUAUAAUUUUAGAUGGGAGACAAAUACAGCACCAGCAAAAUUUGAUUGCCUCUGUCAUACCGCUGUCAGUGUUGGUGGAUUGGACAACUCAACCUGUAAGAACCCUGUGUAACCUAAAGCUACUUUACCAAUGCAUGCUAUAACUUUCUGUCUCCUCCUUCUGCCAUGCACUGCUACUAACCCCCACCACCCUUCUAUCCCCUCCACUACUGAGUGCCAAACUAAGUCAACACCAUUCCAAACCUUCAGUUGUUUUAAAUAUAAUGUAGUCUGGACAUGCAUCUGACCCUCCAGGAUCUUCCUAAGGGGGAUUCUAUCGAACUAUCAGACAGGACUAAGCCGGUUAGGCUGCUUGCCCCCUCUUCUCCUCAACUCUCUCCAUCAUCUUUUCAGCCUACAUGACAUUAUGAUUAUGUGUGCUGUUGUGUCUGGCACCUGUCAUUGUAUUCACCCAUUGAAUGGAAAAUUAUUCUGAGCCCAUUCCUCUGAAUAGUGGGAGAAAGACAGGAUUUUUACCAACCAGCCACGACGCCAUCUCUUAUCUUUGACCCUCCCAUGAACUAAGUUGACCUUAUCCACCCUUUGCGUGCUCAUCUGCGUGUUUGGAUUAUUUUGACCCCAGAUUUAUUGCCAAAAUUUGCUGAGACUACAACUGUAUGAAUUUUUAUUUGGUUUUAAUUGUUUUCUUGUCAUCCGGACAAUUCUGCAGGGUUGAAGCUAACAAAUCUUGUCUGAAAAAAGCAUGACAAUGCCCUGCACACCUCUUCGGCUCCAUUGUAAAUAUUAUUUUUGGGUUAGUUUUUAAUUUUAAUUUUGUAAAAAAACAUGUUUUUCCAUCUUACGAAAUGGACUGUCAGCAUAUGUAAUAUGUUAUCCUAAACUUAAAAGAGUUGGGUCAAUUGGAAUGACUCUGGUGUCUAUAUUGAGACAGAGAAGAUACCAUUUCAAAGUCCAGGCCUCACUUGUCCUUUGACUGAAGCAUUUGCUUCAAUGCCUUUACACAGACACAGUCUCAAUCUUAAAGAUACAAGGGCAACAUUGUAUUUUCUUGUGCACGGGUGAGAGCCUUUUAUUGAGACAUUUGCCAAUACGGGUGCCAAAUGAAAUCGGCACUGAGCCAAAAGCCAGCCAGCCUAUACACUGAAGCUGUGGUAGCAAUGGGAUGGUUCACUCCCCAAUCCCAUAUCCCCCCCAAAACACUUAAUUGUUUGACAUUUGACUUGACAUGUCACUAUAUUCUAUGCUGCCAGUCAAUUUCCUGCUUUCCUCAGUGAAACAUCUCAGAAGCAGUUCAUUUUACAACAUUACACUGUUGAUCAAUGACAACAGCAACUAUCAAAAGGGAAUGAAAGUGUAUUUUUAUUAUCAGUUUAUCUGAGCAUCAUUCAUUAAUAGAUUUAAGGGUAAUGACUAUUUAAUGUAACUGUAGUAUUGUGUUUGUAAAGAAGAAAAAAAAAUCGGUGAGUUGUGUUUGAUGACUCGUGGACUACCAGUGAAGUCAGCAUUUCAGUGUUAAUAUAUUGAAUUGUUUUUUAAAGAUUAUUUUUGCGACAGCAACAGCAACAAAGAGUCAUUAUAAAUGUUCAUUUUAGCAUCACUUGUCUUCUGUUCCUUUAUUCUCCUCCACCUCUACUCUCUGUCACAUUGGAGUGAAAGGUCUUGAGUUGAUUAAAGUUCAUGCGAUAUGC
This is a messenger RNA of Oncorhynchus masou masou (cherry salmon), 9649 nucleotides long. Its product is annotated as RNA-binding protein Nova-1-like. Gene Ontology annotation, molecular function: mRNA binding. The coding region runs from base 566 to 2050 and encodes 494 amino acids. The transcript has 4 exons. Gene Ontology annotation, biological process: mRNA splicing, via spliceosome; regulation of alternative mRNA splicing, via spliceosome. NCBI's taxonomy places the organism in Eukaryota, Metazoa, Chordata, Actinopteri, Salmoniformes, Salmonidae. The record is from RefSeq and is a predicted model, not a curated record. Gene Ontology annotation, cellular component: nucleus; cytoplasm.